This is a messenger RNA of Mytilus trossulus (common blue mussel), 6809 nucleotides long. RefSeq lists its product as uncharacterized. NCBI's taxonomy places the organism in Eukaryota, Metazoa, Mollusca, Bivalvia, Mytilida, Mytilidae. Bases 93 to 5840 code for a protein of 1915 amino acids. The record is from RefSeq and is a predicted model, not a curated record. The transcript is spliced from 2 exons.
UAUUACGUAAACACAUCAUGUGGAACAUGACAAGCACGUUGACAAAAGUAAAGAACAGAAUCUAAACCGGUUUUUAAUGCAAAGUUUCGGACAUGACUUGGAAAGAUGAAUAUUGCUUAUUAGCAUUUGUAAUUAUUUUAUUCGUAUCAAAUGCAAAAAGUCAAAGAUCACACCAGAUAAGCAUACGACCAGGAGCCAUUCACAUACCUUCCAUUAAUUCCAGACAGAGGAAUAUCAUCAGCCCGAACGAUCUCAGAAAUAGUAAUGGCGGCAGAACCAGAUUCACGGGUACAGAUUUACAGAGUGCCCUCAUAAGAAAUAGACCUUUUAAUGGAAAUAAUGGUUUAUCUAGAACCAUUUCGACUGUAUCCGACCCUGCUUUCAGCAAUGCACGAAGGACAGAAACACAACAGCCUAGGACGACAUUAGAUGACGUACUUAAUUCUCGAAUCACAGAACAAGCUUCCCAACAACGCCGGUCACGUGAUCGAGUGCGACAAAGAACUUCAUCAAAUUCCGGAACGACUAUUUCGAGGAUAAGGAGAAAACUUCUUGUCGAUUUGCGUACAACGUUUCGUUAUAUACUAAGAACAGGACAACUUCCCCGAGGUGUAGCUUUUAACAUGGAGUCUGGUAGACCACAACUUGUACAAAUAAGCCCUGGGUCGAUGGCAGUCAAUCCAUUCUCUUCCACACAAGUACGUAGAUACCUACGAUCAAUAGAUCGAUCAUUAAACGGUCAGGAAAAUUCACCAACAGAUAGAGCAACGGGUCAAUCAAAUCAAGCUGAUAGUACUUCGAGGAUAGGCGGUUCUUCAAUAAAUACAAGACAAAAUAAUGUUGAGAGUCUCAGGGAUAUAACAUCAGACUUAGCAUCCACUUCAGGUACGAAUCGUAGAUCAGUAGAUCAUCUUACUACAUCUUCCCGCCAAGGGCUUCAUUCGUCUAGAACAGCUUCACAGAAUAUCAACUUUUUGACCUCAAGAUCUAGACCUAAUUCGCAGAACACUGAAAUAGUUAGCGAACCGAGAACAACACACAUUCAGUCUCAAAGCAUACUUCCAGGGAUUCCUGUACAAAUGCCAGGAGAUGGGCAAAGUUGGUCAACUACUUUAUUUCGAGCUAAACUGUUUAAUGAGCCAGACAACACAAUUCAAACAACAGGAAUAGAGAUACCAAAUCAAUUUACCCGGAAAAGAACUGACAGGAGACAAUCGGAACGCCAGGUUCAACAACAGAACACUAGAACAAGAACUGAACAAAGACAACCAGAACGACAUGUACAACAGAACACUAGGACUAGAACUGAACAUAUACAACCACAACGAUCCGUGCAACAGAACACUAGAACAAUAAUUGAACAUAGACAACCAGAACGACAUGUACACCAGAACACUAGAACAAUAACUGAACAUAGACAACCAGAACAACAUGUACAACAGAACACCAGAACAAUAACUGAACAAGGACAACCAGAACAACAUGUACACCAGAACACUAGAACAAUAACUCAACAUAGACAACCAGAACGGUUCGUACAACAGAACACUAGAACAAGAACUGAACAAAGACAACCAGAACGAUCCGUACAACAGAACACUAGAACAAGACCUGAACAUAGACAACCAGAACGAUUCGUACAACAGAACACUAGAACAAUAACUGAACAUAGAAAACCAGAACGAAAUGAACAACAACUGAACACUAGAUCAAGAGCACAUGUUUCAACUGUUUUCGAACAACCGACCGCUGAUCCGGAUUUAAAGGUUUUACUUCAAAAGAUAGAAAGAGAAAAGGCAUUGUUAACUGAUCUGAAACGACAAGAAGAGAAAGUAAGAAACAACAUAAAUUCUUUAAAUAAUCAACAAACAUCGUCAUCAAAGUUAUUAGAAGAUAUUGCACUCUUACAAAAUAUGUUAACUCAAGCAGAAUCGAAAUCUCCUGCUAUUAGUGCACAUUCAAAACCCACUUUUAACCAACAAUCAAGUGCGAAUCUUCAACCCCCGCAAAUCAAUCCACAUGUUAGUCUGGAACAACAACUUAUACAGCAAACAGGGAUAUCACAGCCUUCAAAUAUCAAUCAAAAUCCAAACAUAUUACCAGCCGUUUUGAAUCAAAACAUGGCACGAAAUAGUAUUCAAGAACAACAUGUAGUGAAUGCACCAGUUCAACAAACCGGAAGUAAUUUAGCAUCAUUGAAUUCUUUGACAGGACAACCCAUUUAUAUGAAUGCUGUACCCUUACAACAUACGUUACCAAUAAAUCAGGCACCUAUGGGUCAAAGUGUUAUGCCAAUCAAUCAGCCCGGACUGGCACCUACAGGUCACAGUAAUAUGCCAGUAAAUCAUCCCGGACACGCACCUGUAGGUCACAAUAUUAUGCCUGUUAAUCAGCCCGGACAGGCACCUCAUGAUCACAGUAUUAUGCCUGUAAAUCAGCCCGGACAGACACAUAUAGGUAGUAGUAUUAUGCCUAUAAAUCAGCCCGAACAGGCACCUAUUGGUCACAGUAUUAUGCCAAUUAAUCAGCCCGGACAGGUAUCUAUUGGCCACAGUAUUAUGCCUGUUAAUCAGCCCGGACAGGCACUUAUUGGUCACAGUAUUACGCCUGUCAAUCAGCCCGGACAGGCACAUAUGGAUCACAGUACUAUGCCUGUAAAUCAGCCCGGACAGACACAUAUAGGUAGCAGUAUUAUGCCUAUAAAUCAGCCUGGACAAGCCCAUAUGGAUCACAGUAUUAUGCCGGUUAAUCAGCCCGGACAGGCAUCUAUUGGUCACAAUAUUAUGCCUGUUAAUCAGCCCGGACAGGCACCUAUUGGUCACAGUAUUAUGUCUGUAAAUCAGGUCGGACAGGCACCUAUGACUCACAAUAUUAUACCCAUUAAUCAUCACGGACAGACACAUAUGGGUCACAGUAUCAUGCCUACAAAUCAAUUUGGGACAUCACCUUUCGGGACAUCACCUUUCGGGACAUCACCUUUCGGGUUUAGACUUCCAUCGGAGUUCUUACAGGAAAUGAUGUUUGGAGACACUACUGAUCCUCCAGAUCCAACUGAUCCUCCAACUACGACACCUGUCCCGACAACACUUCCGCCUACAACUGCGCAUGUUUUAACAACUCCCUCGUCAAUGCCUCCAGUAACAAAUCAAUAUCACCAACAAGUAAACAAUGCCGCUACGUUAAAUGAUAUUUUAUCCACACUCCAGAAUUCUGCAGUAAAAGGAGGCUUCAAAUUAUUAUUCAAACUUCCAGGUUCUAAUUCUAGCAUACCAAUAGAGGUACUUAAUUCAAAAAGCACAUCUUCGACGAAAGACACCAACCCAACGGUUCAACUUUCAACAACGAGUAAUGAUAACUUACUUCCUAUACACCUUUCUAGCAACGUUCAAACUGCUACAAUGAGUCCCGAUGAGUUACUUCAUAAACAUCUUUCUGGUAACGUACAAACUGUUGUAAUGAGUCCCGAUGAGUUACUUCAUAAACAUCUUUCUGGCCAGGAACAACCUUCUACAAUUGUACAAAAUGGCUUUUUACCAGACAUUCCAAUGCAAGCUGUGCCUGUGUUAUCACAUGAAGUGAAAACUUUGCAAAAUGACAACCGCAAGACAUUGUAUACCGACCAAUUACUUCCGGUACAGCCAACAACACAACUGUCACAGGAAGUAAACUCGCAUCAGAAUUUACAGCGACAACCUUCGUCUUUUAAUCAACAGACAAUUCAAAGUACUUACGUUAAUACAACCCCGAAAGUCAAUCAGUUGGAUGCUAAUAAAACACCCAUUAAAUCGGAUUCACAGGUAAACAAAAAUAACGCGAUUCAAAUGGAAAACUUCCCAUCAUUUUAUGAGUUUGACUUAGCAAAAGCCAAAAAUGCCAACACUGUUAAAAUUCCUGCAGGGAAUAAUCUCAUUUUAGAUACUAAGGGAGACCAGAUUUCCCAGAUAAUGAAUACCUUAAAUCAACAUGGAGUAAUAUCACAGUCUCUUAAAACAAAUCUAGAUUUAUCGAAAGUCAUCAUUCAACAGAAACUUCCCCCAACAACAACUCCUAGUUACAUAAUAAAUAUGAUACCGUACAAUACGCAUGCGUCAUUGCCUGCUGUUCAACCAAUGACAAUGAAUAACAAUCCAAACAUGAACAGUAAUGCUAAUUUCCAAAACUCUGAAAUUAACCCUGUAAGGAUAGGGCCGAAAUCGAAUCCUUAUAUAGAGGCAAACCCGCUUAAUGACAGACUUCACCGAAUUGAGCACAUGAUGAACAAAUUAUUAAUGACUACAACUUUACCGCCACCUAUUCCGACCUUCAUAGAACCUGAUGAAUUAGAAGGCGAAGAAUUACCCAUUCAAACUACACCAAUGCCGAUGACCACCACGCAAUUUUUUAGAAAUUCAAGAUGGCAAUACAACAAUCAACCUCAUCAUGGUCAACAUCCUUAUCACAAUGCACAUCCGAAUCAACAACAGAUGCCAAAUACAGAAUAUCGACAACAAUUAUCGAAUCAAUUCAGUCAUAAUUUUGGUCAAAACCGAAACAACCAGCAAUUUCAAAAUCCACGUACUAAUCAAAAUAAUGCAUUUUCUUAUCAAAAUCAUAAUCAACAGAAUCAAGACCCAAAUUAUCGGCCAAACGAUUUUAACGCGGAUAAACCGCCAGUGUUCAGCAACCCACACAUUCAACAUCAACAUAAUCAGCAUCACCAGAACCCAAGUAAUCAACCACACGUGUCAAAUAAUCAACAUGGACAUAGUCAUUCAAAUACACAAUCUCUUGAAACGAGUGCAUCCAGUCAAUCACAAUCAACCAGCACAAUAAACACAACACAUGAAUGUAAUCCUCAGCUUCCUAAUUUUGGAUGUGAGGGCGUUGCAAUGUUUACAUCAAUGAAAUCGAUUGGGGCAUGGUGUGUCAGCAAGUGUGUACAAGGGCAAUGUGUGGAAUCCGUAUGCAAGUGUGGAUGUUAUAUAAAUAAUCAAACAAAUAUCAAGAUCAAUGAAAUCGGAAAUGAAAUUGCAUCUGCAUUCUCUGGGAACUCUGGAAAUUCUUCUAACGCAAAUAAAGCAUUGGUAGACCUAUACGCCUCAUUAAAUAAAGAUGCUUCUAGUCAUGGAUAUGCCGUUUCUCCAGUAGAAAAGCAAACAAACACGCCCAUUACAACAACGACUGCACCUUCUGACGUAAAGUCACUGAUAAUGUCAAUCGAAAAGCUAAUAGAAUCAAAACUGUCUCAUAUAGGACAAUCGAACACUAACCACGAUAGCAGCGGUAACGAACAAAACCCAAAUAUAAAGGAAAAAUCCUUUGAUCCACGGAAACCAGUAGUGUCAAGAUCAGAUACAACAAACAAUAUUCACAAAUCGCAGGCAUCACAUACCGGUGAUUGGAGGACGUCGCAAAUGUCAAACAAUCCCCCAAACAACCAAUGGAAUCGCCAUUUAAUGCAUCAAUCACAGUCACUAGGAUGGAAUCAACGUCCAGAUGUUGGAUUCGAAAGGCGACGCGCAGAUAACUGGCAUGCGCAGUCAAAUAGAAACAGUGAUCAUAAUAACUGGAACAAUCCCUCAAACAAUAAUAAUCCACAAAGCUGGCAACAUCAUCAACGACAAGACCCAACACCUCAAAAUAGUCACUGGGGGAAUAGUGGGCAUCGACAAAACGGUCCAACUUCCCCCGGAAACUGGCAUGAUUCACGGCAUUCUAGAAAUAGUGGUUGGCAACCACCGACAACUCAGGGAACUUGGAGUUUUCAGGGAAGACGACACUGGCAAUCUAAUCCUUUACCAGAACAAGGAGGCAAGAGAAAAGAAAAAAAGAAAGGAGGAGGAGAGGAAGAAGAGCAGUAGACAUAUAAACAAAAUAUUGUUUUAAAAUAAAAGACGUACAAUCGUUGGACUAGAACGCCUGCACUGCAGUUAUCACGUUGAAUAGGUCAACCGUGGUUAACUGUAUUGACAUUUUUGUAUUUAACAACAUGUUCGUUUGUAUGCUUAUAACUGAUGGCCAAAUUUUUGAUAAUUGUGUUAUUAUAACGUAAUGCAAAAAGCUUUCACUCAAAUCUGUGAUACUAUAUGAUGUCUCAAAUAGGUGCGUACACUUGUCAAAUAAUUCUGCCUCAUUUCAUUUUUAUCGACAUUUUCAUUAACCACAAUACAAUGACAAUUUAGUCAAGAGAUGGUAGAAACACAAUUUUGAAUCUCCUUUUUCAAUUUUUGUUUUUAUUAGUUAAUAUUAUAACACUUGAUUUGAAUACAAUUAUGAUCAUUGUCAACAUGUUAAUUCUCAUUUUUUUUUUCUCUAAAUUAGAAAUAAGAGAAAUAAGAAGGGGGGAACGAACAUCUUCAAAAUGUGUACACUGUUAAAAUCUAGUAAAAUUUCGACAUCUAUUUUAAAAUUUAAAUUUACUAGAUUGAUUUUUUUUUAUUUCUUGAAAUUAACAUUUCAAGGGGAUGAAUAAGAUUAGUGUUUAAACAUGUGGAAAAUAAAUAGAACAUAAUUGAAAGCGUCAGAGGUUGCAGGUGGCGUAAAAGUAUAAGUUGAAAGUAUAAAAAUGGCGUCUUUUAGGACCAGUGGUUCUUUAAGGUUGUGUAUAACGUUGUGUUUGAUUCCAAUAACAUCAUGACAUGCUAAUACAAUGGGCCUAACCAAUACUCAGCUCUGUCCAAUGAUGUAGGUCUUACAUUUAACAAAAACACAUAUUUAACGCCAAAUACUUUAUUUAUUUAUAAUGUUUAAAACAUUUACUUUUCUGUACAAAUAUAUUGAAGGAGCUUUAAAAAGAAUGCCAUAAAAACCAAAGAUUUUGCUUGGAUAUG